Messenger RNA from Saccostrea echinata, 4712 nucleotides. RefSeq lists its product as uncharacterized. Bases 50 to 2179 code for a protein of 709 amino acids. The record is from RefSeq and is a predicted model, not a curated record. Lineage: Eukaryota; Metazoa; Mollusca; Bivalvia; Ostreida; Ostreidae. The transcript is spliced from 3 exons.
AGAGGCAGAAUAUAGUGUGGGAAUCAAGACCAGUACACAUAGUUUUAUAAUGGCAGUCUUCAGAUGUCGAUACAAACUAAAACCUAAAGUAGUGGCCAUAAGUUCCUUCCUUUGCAUUGCUCUGACUGUACAUUACUUCAUUUCGUCCAAGUUUAGGACUAAAAGCCAAACCAAUUCCUUUGGAAGGAAGUCUUACUCUAGAGUUUAUAUGUCUAGUGAUGCUGAAAAUCCGAAUCAACAAUUUGAGGUUUGUAGGAUACACCAGCUACCACUUUACAGCCGAGAAAUCGAACAUGCUAUUCAACCAAUGGAUAAACCUCUUGUAUGCAAUGGAACCAACCUGUUUUAUUUUAAAGACAAUAUUUUAUCAAUAAAUACGAGUGUCUUGUACCCGAUUCAUAAUACCAUAGAUUUGUACGAAUUUAAAUCUAGAAAGUUGGAAAAUAAACCAGUUAUAAAAGCAUGUGAAUAUAGAGGAAUAGAAAGAGUGACAGAUUCAUUUUUCACAUACACGGAGAGUAUCAUCAAAGAAAAGGAACCAUUUAACUUCCUAAUCAAGCAUGACUUUGUACGAGUGAAGUGUCUGUUAAAUUCCACUGUCAAUUUAAUCAACGCAGAUGAGAACGAGACUGAAAAAAAUGUUGACAGUGACGGCUCUUAUAACGAAGCUGACGAGAGGAUCGAAUCGGAAAGGAACAUCUUUGAGGAGUAUCUCGUAGAUUUUGACCAGUUUUUAGUCCAAGUUUAUCCUCGAGAGGAGGUUUUUAAAAGAGCCUCCGCCUUGCCAGAUUCACUCGGUUCGGAUCAGAUGAAUGUGAUGCUGAUUAUUUUGGAUUCUAUGUCUCACAUGUCAUUCCGUAGAAAACUGCCAAAAACUUACAGCUUUUUAAAGAAAAAUUUAGCAUCAACAAUUCUGAAUGCAUAUAAUAUUGUUGGUGAUGCUACUCUAGCAGCAUUGAUACCAAUUUUAACAGGUAAAACAGAACUUGAGUUACCUGAAGUUAGAAAAAGCCAGGAAGACUCUUAUUACAUGGACAUUUAUCCAAUGAUUUGGAAGGAGUUUAAGAAAAAGGGAUAUGUCACCAUGUUUGCUGAGGACGAACCUUCAAUUAGUGCUUUUAACCUUAGAUUAAAUGGUUUUAAGGAAUCCCCAGUGGACCACUAUAUGAGACCAUUUUGGCAGGCCAUCUGGGACUCUGAAGUCCGAGAAAGGAGCAAAAGAUAUUGCACAGGUGGUACGCCACAUCAUAAGUUUUUAUUAGAAUACCUGAAAGACUUCUAUGUGAAAUAUCAGAAUAUUUCCAAGUUUUCCCUGACAUUUUUGGCCGAAUUGACUCAUUGGGAUAAUAACCCAGGAGAAUAUUUAGAUAUGGAUUUUGUGAAAUCGCUGAAAAUGUUCAGCAAGUUGGGAUUUCUGGACAAUACUCUAUUGAUUGUGAUGGGGGACCAUGGUGCUAGAUAUGGAAAGAUCAGACGUACAUUACAAGGGAAAAUAGAAGAGAGGCUGCCCUUCAUGAGUCUUCAUUUUCCUCAUCAAUUUAAACUUAAACAUCCUCAUUUGAUUAAACUUCUUUCAAAAAAUGCAAAUCGACUGACAACACCUUUUGAUGUUCAUGAAACACUUAGGGAUGUCAUUGACUUGUCAAGGUUGUAUAAACCUGUGAUACCUAGCAGAGGAAUUAGUCUCCUUCAGGAGAUUCCGGCCAAUCGUAAUUGUGCGUCUGCUCAUAUUGACCUACAUUGGUGUUCAUGUUUAGUGCAAAGUAAGGUGGACGCAAACAGUGAUAAUAUAAAAGUCAUGGCAGAUGAACUUCUUCAUUAUAUCAAUGAUUUGACACUGCCAUUGAGGGACUCAUGUCAUGAGCUUUCAAUUCUUAAAAUAAAAUCUGCAAAUUUAAUUAGUCCUAAUGAAAAGGUUUUGAAAUUUUUGAAAACAGUGGAUGCGGAUCAGAGAGUGGCCAACUUUAGUUCGGAAAUAAAUGUAGAUGUAGCACAUUACCAAAUAACCAUGGAAACACUUCCAAACUAUGCACAAUACGAGGGCACAGUGACAAAGAACUUGAAAGACAACAAAUAUGAAGUUUUCCGCAGCGUCAGUAGGUUAGAUCACUAUGGCAACCAGUCUGCCUGUGUGAUGAAACAGUAUCCAGAUCUCAGAAAAUUUUGUCACUGCAGAUGAUAUUCAUUGAGUUUUGAUAAACUGUUCUCACAUAUCAUGGAUACAAAAUCAGGUUAGAUGUGUUCUUAAGGUGGGUUAACAGGUAACUGACCAUGGUUAGUGAACGAAACUCCUGAAUGUAUACUUCCAGGAAUGCAGGCAGCAGUUACUGGCCUUUGAAAUUUUAGGGUUAUUAAUUAAUUUGAGAUUCGGGACAUAUAGUUUUUAGCUCACCUGAGCUGAAAGCUCAAUUGAGCUUUUCUGAUCACAUUUUGUCUGUAGUCCGUCUGUCUGUCUGUCCAUCCGUCCAUCUGUAAACUUUUCAUAUUUUCAGCUUCCUCUCCAGAACCACUGGGCCAAUUUCAACCAAACUUGCCACAAAACAUCCUUGGGUGAAGGGGAUUCAAGUUUAUUCAUAUGAAAAGCCACACCCGCAUUUGAGGGAAAAUAAUUCAGAAAUAGUGGAAAUUUGGUGGCAUAUUUUAAAAACCUUCUUCUCCAGAACCACUGGCCCCAAAAAGUUGAAACUUACAGGAAACCUUUAUUACAUAGUGAAGAUUCAAGUUUUUUCAAACCAUGACUCCUAGGGGUAGGGUGGGGCCACAAUGGGGGAUCAAAGUUUUACAAAUUUUACGAAGUAUGUAGGAAAAAAAUCUUUAAAAAUUGUCUUCUCAAGAACAGCAAAGCCAUGUUUAGUCAUAUUGAUACAUGUAUGGAAGCAUCCUCAGGUAGUGUAGAUUCAAAUUUGUUCACAUCAUGACCCCUGGAGGUAGGGUGGGGCCACAGUUUUACAUAGAAGUAUACUAGUGUAGGAAAAAAUCUUUAAAAAUCUUCUUCUCAAGAAUAGCAAAGUCUUGUUUCAUCAUAUUGAUAUGUAAGCUUCCUCAAGUAUUGUACAUUCAAGUUUGUUCAAAUGAUGUGAUGACCCCCGGGGUCAGGGUGGGGCCACAAUGGGGGAUCAAAGUUUUACUUAGAAGUAUAUAGGAAAACAUCUUUAAAAAUCUUCUUCUCAAGAACAGCAAAGCCAUGUUUAGUCAUAUGAUAUGGCAGCAUUCUCAGGUAUUGUAAAUUCAAGUUUGUUCAAAUCAUGACCCCUGGGGGUAGGGUGGGGCCAAAAUGGGGGAUCAAAGUUUUACAUAGGAAUAUGUAGGAAAAAAUCUAUUUCUCAAGAAUAGCAAAGCCAUGUUUAGUCAUUUAAACAAUAAAAUGCUUUCUUUGGUUGUUAGUACGGGAAAUAAUGUUGCAGCUGUUGCAGAAAAAAUACAUAACCCGCAUGAGCGAGUUAUGUAAUUUUUUUCUGCAAUAGCUGCGACAUUAAUUCCUGUACUAACAAUGAAAGAAAGACAUUUUAUUGUUUAUAUUAAUAUCUGCAUAAUAAAACAUUCAAAGAAAAAUCAAAUAUGUUAAAUAUUGUAUUAUAGAUGUGAAUGUCAUUGUAUGCAUAAUUAAUGAAACAGCCUUUGCUCAAGAAAUCUAUGCAGGUGGCUAGCUUAGUGUUGUUUACUGACUGAUGAACAGCAAUGGUUUUCAUAAGAAAUAAAGGAAAUAAUAUUCAGUGGAUGUAAAUAUAUUGAUGUGGAAGCAUCUUCAGGUAGUGUAGAUUCAAGUUUGUUCAAAUGCUGACCCCAGGGGGUAGAGAGGGGCCACAAAGGGGUAUCAAAUUUUACAAAGGAAUGUAGAGGAAAAAAUCUUUAAAAAUCUUCUGGUCAAGAACAGCAAAGUCAUUUGUUAUAUUUAUAUGGAAGCAUCCUCAGGUAGUUUAAAAUUCAAGCCCCCCUCCCACCUACCCCCAGUUUACUUUUCAAAACUGAACUGAUUUGUGCUUUUCCUAGCCAAUGUGCUCAGGUGAGGGAUGUGGCCCAUGGGCCUCUUAGUCUGUCCACCUGUCUGUCUGUUUUCAUCAAAAUCUUUAACCUUGGUAAUAACCUUUGAACUGUUAGUUCUAGGGCUUUCAUAUUUCACAUGUAUAUUCUUUGUGACAAGACCUUUCUUUGGGUACCAAUAUUUUUUAUCUCAUGACCUUGACCUUGGAAGUUUUACCUACUUUUGUAAAACAUUAACCUUGGCCAUAACUUUAGAAUGAUUAAUACUAGAGCUUUCAUAUUGUACUCGUAUAUUCCUUGUGAUAAGACCUUUUCUUGGUUAUCAACAUUUUUGACUUAAUGACCUUGAACUUGAUGUUUGACAUGCUUUGAAAAACUUGAACCUUGGCUAUAAGCUGCUAUAUGGGGACAUCAGUGUUUCUUAAACACAUUUUGUUAAAACAUUUUUCUUUGUUAUGUGAUAUUUUUAUAAGAAAUUUUGUCAAUGAAUGUAAAUAUUUCAUUGCCUACAGAAUGAUUCAAUCUCGUGAACCUUCUGUUUAAUUUAGCCAUGUGACUGCUCAUGUGUGAAUCUUUUAAAUUAUUUUUCUUGUUUUCUCAUUUCUAGAUGUCAUUUUUCUCAGUAAUUUGACUCCAUGAUUAAGUUCCUUUUUUAUAAACAUGUAUAUAUUUACAAUUGGUGUUUUGUAUCAUUUUAAAUCAACAAUAACAGUAUUGAAUUAUACACUCUU